Messenger RNA from Laccaria bicolor S238N-H82, 1257 nucleotides. RefSeq lists its product as uncharacterized. Gene Ontology annotation, molecular function: S-adenosylmethionine-homocysteine S-methyltransferase activity. Lineage: Eukaryota; Fungi; Basidiomycota; Agaricomycetes; Agaricales; Hydnangiaceae. The coding region runs from base 1 to 1257 and encodes 418 amino acids. The record is from RefSeq and is a predicted model, not a curated record. The transcript has 3 exons. Gene Ontology annotation, biological process: S-methylmethionine cycle.
AUGCCCGCUCAUGUCCGACGCUUUUCUGGCGUAUCCAACGACGCCGAGAGCGAAUAUUCACCACAAGCCAAACGGCGCAAGGUAUCUGUACGCAAUGCCCGUUUCGACGCGAUGAUAGACGCGAUGAACGCCGUUCGGAGGAUUUGGAUGCAGGGAACAACGCUCGAAGAUGUAUUCCACAAGAGCAUCAAAACCCCACUUUGGUCCGCAACGCUAACCGAAACAGAUCCGGAGACGGUCAUAGCAGCUCAUCUGGCAUUCUUGGAGGCUGGCUCACUUGUCAUCAUGACUUCGACGUAUCAACGCGCCUUCGAAACUUUCGAACGCGCUGGAUACGGUGAAGCAGAUGCUGUGACUUUGAUGAACAAAUCAGUAGAACUCGCCUCGGAAGCUAAAUCACGGUUUCUCGCACAAAACCCCAGUAUCACUGCAACAUAUAUCAAGAUCGCACUUGCCCUUGGGCCAUUUGGGGCUACACUCACAACUGCGCAAGAAUUUAGCGGAUACUACCCCCCUCCUUAUGGACCUCAAGAAUUCACACCUGACUUGGACGGCACGAAUACCAACGCGUUUUCUGCGGAAGAAAGCGAGGCGGAGGCUGUUGCUGUGGACAGCCUCGCUUCCUUUCACCUGAGGAGGCUACGUGUCUUCUGUAACCAUCCAUCGUGGGAUCUCGUAGAUGUCAUCGUGUUUGAAACUGUUCCACUUGUGCGAGAGAUCGCGGCAAUAAGGAGAGCGGUGGGCAUGCUCCCAGAAUUUGCUAUGAAAUCAUGGUGGGUUGCGACCGUCUGGCUAGAUGGCGUCUUUCUACAGGAGUCAGUUCCGGGUGGGGAACGUCUAUUGGCCGCUGACGUUGUUGAUGCUCUCCUACGGGAUGCGUCUCCAGCGAAUCCGGUCCCCACUGGGAUUGGCGUCAACUGCACACAAAUUGAGUAUUAUCCAGAAAUUAUACAGGCCCAUCGAAUUGCCUUCAAUGCGUUGCUACUUUCGCAGGUUGGAGACUCGAAGUUCGCGCGACCUCGGCUGGUUGUGUAUUCAAAUGGCGGGGUGAAAUACGAUCCCAUUGCACAUGUGUGGCUGGAUUCUGGAGUGGCACACAGAGGAGGCACGGGUAAGGCGCAGUGGGUGAAAGAGCUCGUUAGCCUUGCAAAGGAGGAAGGCAAAUUUGGUAGUUGGGCUGGGAUUGUUGUUGGGGGAUGUUGCAAAACUGCUCCAGACGAUAUUCACGCUCUUGCGGAAGAGCUGAAACUAAGUUGA